GGUCACAUGACUUUGAUCACAUGCUGCCUCUCACUGUUUCCUUGAUAGUACACCACCAUGGCUGUUCGAGUUCUUGUGCUUUUUCUGUGUAAAGUGUCCUUAUUUUUACAGCUUGGUGUGAUUGUUGUGGCAGAGGGGAGGUUUUAUGGCUUCAGAAAGUUUCAUGUAGACUCCAGUCAGAGAGCUGGGAGUGAGGAGCAGUGGUUCACACAGAAACUGGACCACUUCAAUGGUGCAGACAGCAGAGUGUGGAAACAAAGAUAUUUCAUAAAUGAGUCCUUCUACAAGAGCGGCGGCCCUGUGUUUCUGAUGAUAGGUGGAGAAGGUCCAGCAAAUCCAGGAUGGAUGCAGAAUGGGACCUGGCUCACUUAUGCUGAGAAGCUGGGAGCUCUGUGCUUGAUGCUGGAACAUCGUUUCUAUGGGAAAAGUCACCCCACAGGGGACCUGAGCACCGACAGCCUCCGCUUCCUCAGCAGCCGACAGGCACUGGCAGACCUGGCUCACUUCCGUACGGUGAUGGGUGAGAGCCUAGGGCUGACCCACAGCAGGUGGGUGGCGUUUGGCGGGUCGUACCCGGGCUCUCUGGCUGCCUGGUUCAGGUUGAAGUACCCCCAUCUGGUGCACGCCUCUGUGGCCACGAGUGCACCUGUGUACGCCACAGUCAACUUCCCAGAGUACUUGGAGGUGGUGUGGCGAUCGCUGGCCUCAGAAAAUGUAGAGUGCCCCGUGCUGGUGAAAAAGGCUUCAGACACCAUCGCUGAACUCCUGAAAGACCCCGAAACCUUUGACAACGUCACCAAAGACUUUAACCUAUGCUCCAAACUACAGAUCCAGAAUCCGAUGGACUCUGGCUACUUCCUGGAAAUGCUGGCUGGCAACUUUAUGGAUGUGGUCCAGUAUAAUGAAGACAACAGAGAGUUUGAGGGUGUUGUGGGUGGCAACAUAACCAUCAAGGUGCUGUGUGCCGUGAUGGGGGACACCUCGCUGGGAGAUCCGUACGCUCGCUACGCUGCUGUGGCCCGUCUUAUGAUGGACGCUUUCUCUUUGAAGUGCCUGGACCCCAGCUUCAGUAACUACACCAGAGACAUGACGAAUUCGUCCUGGGAUGGACCCGCUGCAGGCGGAGGGAGACAGUGGGUCUAUCAGACGUGCAGUGAAUUUGGAUUCUACCAGAGCACAGAUUCACCUAACCAGCCUUUUACUGGCUUCCCUCUCGGAUAUCAGCUGAAACAGUGUGCAGCUUUCUACAACAUCAGCGCUGAACAGGUGGCCGAGGCUGUCGCUCAAACCAAUGAGUACUACGGUGGCUACGACAUCCGCUCCAGCAGAAUUGUUUUCCCCAACGGCUCCAUCGACCCUUGGCACGCAUUGGGCAUCACCCAGGACAUCGUGGCCGACCUCCCUGCUGUUUUCAUCAAAGGAACAGCUCACUGUGCUAACAUGUACCCAGCUAGGAGUCAGGACCUUCCACAGCUGUCCCUCGCUCGUGACCACAUCUUCAUCCUCCUCCAGCAGUGGCUGAAGCAGUGAGUCACGGCUGGAUUAGCAGAGCGGACCCAACUAACUCAUGACUCUGUCAGAACACUUCCUGCUGCUACAAAUGCUGCUUUGCCCAAUUUUCAGUAGGAAAAAGUUUGUGUUUUUGAAAAAGUUUGAAUAUUUUAGAAUAAUCAAAGGAAUGUUUUAGUCUGAUUUUUUGUAAAGGCAAUUAAACGCACCACUUUCUUGGAUGAGUUUGGAAAUGAGGCUGUCAGGGUUUUUGUCCAUUCUGACAUGUUGUGGAAAAUUUUAAAUAUAAAAUCCCAACAAUCAUUUAAACUCAACUUUAAUUUCAUUGAUUCUGAACCAAUAUGCAUGAAAUGCUUUUCAUGUGAAAUGGAAAAUAAACAGUUUCUGACUUAAUGGAAUAAAAAUAUGUUAAUGUUCCUUUAGGUGAUUCUCUAAUCUUGCCUACUUUUUUCAUAUGAUUUUGUGUUGAUAAUAAAACUUCAGUUUAUCAAGA
Messenger RNA from Nothobranchius furzeri (turquoise killifish), 2002 nucleotides. It is a transcript of the gene prss59, whose product is annotated as serine protease 59, putative. Gene Ontology annotation, biological process: proteolysis. The record is from RefSeq and is a predicted model, not a curated record. Gene Ontology annotation, molecular function: dipeptidyl-peptidase activity; serine-type exopeptidase activity. Lineage: Eukaryota; Metazoa; Chordata; Actinopteri; Cyprinodontiformes; Nothobranchiidae.